CUAAGCUCCAUUAUAAUAAAUGUUACUACAAGUAGUUUACUCCUCCCUCACUCACUCCUUGAUCUAACUCUUGUUCACCUUCGUAGCUCACCUCUCCUAUACGCCUCCACCUCUCACUUGCCUCAUCAUGGACUCUUCUUUCGCCAUCCCCUCUAAGGGCUCCAUAGGCUCCGAUGGCAAGCCUGUCCAAAUCAUCACCAACUCGUCCGCAUCGAAACCUUCCGAGCUUCCCAACGCUAUUGAUCUCAGCCAUCAUCUCACCGAGCUCUCGAAACAUCGUGCCGCAAGCUCCUUGAAGGAGCUGUACCGUUAUAUGGCAGUGCCUCAUAUGAUCACCAUGGCUGGAGGUGUCCCCUCUCCUGAGCUCUACCCUUUCGAGACUAUUUCCGCUUCUCUUCUCACCCAUGACGCCUUCCCCCUCGACUAUCCCAGAGUGCCCCAGAAACCCAAGAAGUCUUUCUUUUCUUGGCUCUUCCCCUCUUUCAAACCGACCACCGACAUCUCUAUCCCCAAGUAUGUGGAGAGCGCAGACGCCAGCACCAUUCAGCUCUCCACGUACCUUCAGUAUCAACCGGCCACCGGUCUCCCUGCCGUCCCUCUAUUCCUCCGCAAGUAUGUCGAGCUGGUGUAUCAACCCGCGUACGCUGAUUGGGACGUCCUUCUCAACUGUGGAGCCACGGAUGCGUGGAACAAGGUAGUCCUCAUGCUCGUCGAAAAAGGUGACCCUAUCCUUGUCGAGGAGUGGACCUAUCCUGGUGCUAGUAACUCUUACAGUCCACUCGAAACUGUCAAAAUUGCAUUGAAGAUGGAUGGCGAAGGCAUCAUUCCCGACUACAUGGAUAAACUGUUGGGAAAUUGGGAUGAAACGGCAAGGGGUAUGAAGCGUCCUCACGUCCUCUACACCGUUCCCACGGGACAAAAUCCCACCGGCGCAACGAUGGGAGCAGAUCGCAAAAAGGCCAUCUACGACUUAUGCUGCAAAUACGACGUCAUCAUUUGCGAGGAUGAGCCGUAUUACUGCUUGUUUACGGGCAAAUGGACACCCAAGAAACUCGCCGCGGAGAAAUCCAUCAUGGCUCAACGCACGGAGCAGGCAGAGAAGCAGGACGGCAAGGAGGGAAACGAGGCUUUCCUCAAGGCACUCCCCCCGUCUUUCCUCAAGUUCGACACCCAAGGCCGUGUCAUUCGUAUGGAUACCUUCUCCAAGACGAGUUGUCCUGGCUCUCGACUCGGAUGGAUCACCACCUCGCCACUUUUCAUCGAGAGGCUUACACGUGCCACUGAAGGAUCAUCUCAAAGUCCCAGCGGUUUCGCCACAGCGUUGACCGGUAAAAUGCUGUCCGAAUGGGGUAUGGAAGGUUAUAUCCGCUGGCUUCGAGGCAUCAAAGCCAUGUAUAAGAUGCGUCGUGACUGGAUGUGCGAUGCUUUCGAGAACGUCUUUCACCUCGAAAUCGACGAUGCACCCAACGGUGUCAAGACCAAUGACGUCGUGUUCGACAUUUUCGACGGUACAGCGCGAGGAGUGACUUGUUAUGCCAAGCCCACCGAUGAUACCGCUGCGGGACGAUGGGAUGAGAAGAAGGGUUUCUCCAGCAAGCACGGUUUACCACUUGUUUCCUUCAUUCCUCCUACGGCUGGCAUGUUCAUCUUCCUCGCUAUCCACAUGGAAGGCCAUCCUGAUUACAAGGCUUUAUUGCAGAAGGGCGAGAAUGCCGUGGAGGUGCUCAUGACCAAACUCUGGUUGGAGCUCGCGGAAAACUUAGUCCUAUUCGCGCCAGCCACGUCUUUCGACGCCAAUGGCGUACAUGGAAUCGGAGGGGAAGGGAUCGGUUAUUUCCGCUUGUCAUACUCGAUUGCGACUUACGAAGAGACCAACCGGGCCAUCUCCACUUUUGCCAAAAUUUUGACCAAAUUCUUUCGCGCCUAG
Molecule: messenger RNA, 1927 nt
Organism: Tremella mesenterica DSM 1558
Lineage: Eukaryota; Fungi; Basidiomycota; Tremellomycetes; Tremellales; Tremellaceae
Exons: 6
Coding region: 128-1927 (599 amino acids)
Biological process (GO): biosynthetic process
Molecular function (GO): transaminase activity; pyridoxal phosphate binding
Source: RefSeq, a predicted model, not a curated record